CAUCAACAACAAUAAAUUACGUAGACAAACAAAACUCUGAACAAACACGUAACGAGGCAGUAGAGAGAGCUCGAACAUAAGAAAAAAACGUACAUUGAUUGACAUUUCAAUUAAAUUAUAGCAUUUGCUGUUGACGGCAUGUUUCGAGUGCAGAAAGUUUUGCUCAACGAGUACCAGGAGAUCUAUGAGCCCGUGCAGGUGGAAAGUCCCUUCACGCUCGUCGACACACAGGGCACGGGGGUGCGUCAAUACCAAAUCGCGCUAACCAGCAGCAAGUUGCUAUUUGGCUGCGAUAAUUUCUACAAGCAGGAUGAGCAUUGCAACUACUAUGGGCGUGGUCUGGAUCCGGAAAUCGAAUGCUUCGACUUAAUAAGCCUCGUGCCGUUGCAGUAUCUGCGCUUUCACUUCUAUCGCAAGCACGAUCGCUGCCUCAUGAUGCUGAGCGUGCUGCCGCCCACGCAGUGUGCACAGCUCAAAAGCGAACCGCCCAUGAUAUUCGAAUUCGGUGGCCACAUACACAAGCAAUAUUUCUGGUAUACCUGGCGCGAGCGUGUGGCCACUAUGCAUAUCUUUCAGCCGCAGUUUAGGCACAUUACAGCCGCCUCGCCCUUCUCCAGCAGCGAUGUGCAGUUGGAUGAGCAGCAGCAUCAGGCGCUGGUGCAUGCGUCGCCUCCAGCCGCACGUGCAAGCUCCAUCUACAGCGUUUGCCUUAGCUCAAGCUCUGUUGGCGGUGCCUAACACACACACACACACAGGCGCACAUUGUUUGAUAAGCCGUAGGCUAAGCUGCUUAGGCUACUUUGGCCGCAACGCAAUUUGUUUAAUGCAAACUUUGCAGCCGAAACUAUAGAACUUUAUUUAUUUAUUAAAAAGGCCACAAACUUAGGGCACCUUUUGUUUAUUUUGCUGUAAAUCAGCACGCGUGAAAUUAAAG
Messenger RNA from Drosophila busckii, 934 nucleotides. RefSeq lists its product as uncharacterized. The transcript has a single exon. Bases 139 to 738 code for a protein of 199 amino acids. The record is from RefSeq and is a predicted model, not a curated record. NCBI's taxonomy places the organism in Eukaryota, Metazoa, Arthropoda, Insecta, Diptera, Drosophilidae.